Messenger RNA from Arxiozyma heterogenica, 330 nucleotides. RefSeq lists its product as uncharacterized. The record is from RefSeq and is a predicted model, not a curated record. NCBI's taxonomy places the organism in Eukaryota, Fungi, Ascomycota, Saccharomycetes, Saccharomycetales, Saccharomycetaceae. The transcript has a single exon. The coding region runs from base 1 to 330 and encodes 109 amino acids.
AUGGAGAAAUCUACAUUAAAAGAAAAAAUAAAAUGGCUUCAAGUAUUGAUUGGAAAACUCAAUUAUAUUAGAACAAGAGGAAGAUUAGAUAUAGAAUUUGCUUUAGGCAAGCUGUUACGUCUAGUAUUGUUCCCUCAUCCUAAAGUAAUUAAAGCAGUCAAAACAUUGUUGAAGUAUGUUAAUGAUACCAGAUAUAUAAGAAGCGACGAGGAGAAUAAAUUGGACAUCACAGUGGUUGCAGAUGUAUCAUUGGGAUCUGAGUUUGACGUGGUGUUAUCGUAUGGAUUGGUAAAAAUUUUUAUGAUGGUUUUUCCAAAAAAUCCACUAUAG